GCACUUACAAGUCCAAAAUUCACGCUCCCUCUCUUUAAAUUAAAUCACUCUCCCUCCACCACCCUAACUCAUCAAUUAAUCUCCAUCUCACGGGUCGGGUCGGUUUUAGGUCGGGCCUGUUGCCCCAACUCAUCGUCAUCAUGCCUUCUUCUUCUUCUUCCCAUUCGCAGCAGCCCCAUUUUGUACUGAUUCCACUCCUGGCUCAGGGCCACAUGAUCCCCAUGAUCGACAUGGCCAAACUCCUCGCUCACCACGGCGUUAUUGCCAGCUUAGUCACCACCCCGCACAACGUCUCCCGCUUCCACACUUACAUCCGCCGCGCCGUCGCCGCCGGCCUCCACAUCCGCCUCAUCGAAAUCCCUUUCCCCUCCCAGGAAGUCGGCCUCCCACCAGGCUGCGAGAAUCUCGACAGCGUCCCUUCCAGGGACCUCAUCAGAAAAUUCUACACUGCACUCGAUAUGCUCCAGAGCCCCCUCGAGCAACAUCUCACCCACACCUCCCCCCCACCCACCUGCAUCAUUUCCGACAAGUGCCUCUCCUGGACCUCCGCCAUGGCCGCCAAGUUUCGAGUUCCCAGGCUCGUCUUCCACGGGAUGUGCUGCUUCUCGCUCCUCACCUCCCACAAUGUCAAGCUCCACAGGCCUCAUCUCACCGUUGAAUCCGAUUCCGAGCCCUUCCUCAUCCCUGGACUGCCUGUCCACGUCAAGAUCAAGAGAUCCCAGCUCCCGGGCUCCUUUGUAGCCUUGCCGGACCUCGACGACAUCCGCGACCAAAUGCAAGAGGCUGAAUCCAACGCAUACGGCGUCGUUGUCAACACUUUCACGGAACUCGAAGGCGGAUGCGCCGAGGAGUAUGGCAAGGCCAUCAAGAAGAAGGUCUGGUGCAUCGGCCCUGUCUCACUCUGCAACAAAGAAGCAUUGGAUAAAUUCGAGAGAGGGAACAGGGCUUCGAUCGACCAGCGAAACUGCCUGGAUUGGCUCGACGCCAUGAAACCCAAAUCUGUGGUGUACGCCUGCCUCGGAAGCCAGUGCCGCCUGAUUCCGGCGCAGCUGAUCGAACUCGGGCUCGGCCUGGAAAACUCCAAACAUCCCUUCAUUUGGGUUAUAAAGACAGGAGACAGGUUCGAUGAGCUGCAACAAUGGCUGCUGGAAGAAAGGUUCGAGGAGAGAGUGGCGGGAAGAGGCCUGGUGAUCAAGGGAUGGGCCCCGCAGGUCCUGAUUCUGUCCCAUCCGGCGAUCGGAGGCUUCCUGACGCACUGCGGCUGGAAUUCGACGAUCGAAGGGGUCUGCUCCGGCGUGCCGAUGAUAACCUGGCCAAUGUUUGCAGAACAGUUCCUCAACGAGAAGCUGAUCGUGGAGAUUCUGGGGAUUGGGAUACGAGUCGGGGUGGAGCUCCCCGUCAGGUGGGGAGAAGAAGAGAGGGUCGGGGUUCUUGUGAGGAAAGACCAAGUUGUAAGCGCCGUCGAUGCGCUGAUGGCGAUGGACGGCGGAGAUGGAAGCGUCCGGCGAACCAGGGCGGAGGAGCUGAAGACGAUGGCCGUGAGUAAAAUGGAAAGCCACGGAUCUGCUUAUAUCAACGUAUCUGUUCUCAUUAAAGACAUCAUGGAGGUGUCAUUGUCAAUGAAAAUGUCAACGUCGUCCCCGCAGGAUUUUUCCUGAUUUUUAAUUUUUUUAAGAAAACUACAAUCAGAAGAGCAAGUACUGUAAUCACUUAAUUAUUCCAAGUAAUUAGGGCUGACAAUGAUUAAUUAAGGGCAAAAAGUGAUGACAUAAUUCCCGCCGGUGGGGCAAGUGAAGAUGCCGCUGGAAUCGUCGUAAGCGUAGCUGUAAGCCUGCGGGCACUGUUUCUUGAAAAUCAUCGAGUAAUUCGUCGGCCGGCACGUCGUCGGACUGCCAUAGCUGCCGGUGCAGCAGUACUGCGGCUGCUGAAAAACCGUGCAGGCGCUUCGGCAUCCGAUGACGGCGCCAUCGUCGCCUCUCAGCGCCAGUUCGUUGGGGCAGGCGCUGUUGACGUUGCUGGA
Andrographis paniculata is the source of this 2020-nucleotide messenger RNA. Its product is annotated as UDP-glycosyltransferase 73D1-like. The record is from RefSeq and is a predicted model, not a curated record. NCBI's taxonomy places the organism in Eukaryota, Viridiplantae, Streptophyta, Magnoliopsida, Lamiales, Acanthaceae. Gene Ontology annotation, molecular function: UDP-glycosyltransferase activity. The coding region runs from base 141 to 1658 and encodes 505 amino acids. The transcript has a single exon.